AUGGAUAACUCGAAUGUUCACGGUGAUGAAGUCAAUCAAGUGAAUGAAGAGAAGCAUCCACCGCGAGUGUGUCCAAGGUGUAACUCCGACAACACCAAGUUUUGCUACUACAACAACUAUAGCCUGUCUCAACCUCGCUAUUUCUGCAAGAAUUGUCGUCGAUACUGGACUCAUGGUGGGGCUUUAAGAAACAUACCGAUUGGUGGAAGUUGCCGUAAAGCCAAGCGUCAAAAGAUGGAUCAUCCUUCUGUUUCUCAGUUGGUUUCUGUUGAGACCGAACAAGUCAAUCAUCACCAGCCUCUCUUUUCUGGUGGUUCUUCUUCUGCUUCUCCUGUUGUUGCUGUUGGGAACCAUUUUGGUUCUUUGCAUGAAAUUCAUGGUGAUAUGGUGCUUCCAGUUCGAAGUUUUGGCCAAGUGGAUCGCUUGGAUUUCUCUAACGGAUCGUUUCAACAAGAUUAUUACGAUGUUGGAUCUAAUGAUCUGAUUGGUAAUCCUUUGGUAAACCAAACUAUUGGUAGACAUUUUGAUAAUUACAAUGGUUAUAGCAUUAAUCAAGAGGAUCAAAACAAGCGGAACCAAAGCUUCAACAACAUUAUGAGCAUCACUCAUAUAGCGGGCAAUGGAAGCAGAGGAUUUUCAAGCACUCCUCAUAUGAAUAAGAACAACAACAAUAUCAUAAACAACUGUCUGUUUAUGUCUUCUUACCAUUUGGAGAAGCAUGGUCUUUGA
Messenger RNA from Microthlaspi erraticum, 729 nucleotides. NCBI's taxonomy places the organism in Eukaryota, Viridiplantae, Streptophyta, Magnoliopsida, Brassicales, Brassicaceae. The record is from the annotation of a GenBank genome assembly.